Linum trigynum is the source of this 3926-nucleotide messenger RNA. The record is from the annotation of a GenBank genome assembly. NCBI's taxonomy places the organism in Eukaryota, Viridiplantae, Streptophyta, Magnoliopsida, Malpighiales, Linaceae.
AUAGUUUUACAGCCAAACACCAAACUGUUUUUUUUUUUUUUUUUGAAAAGUACUUAUCUAAAAGCUAGAGCAGGCCAAACUAAACUAAUAUUUGGAAGCAUAACUUCCAAUGGCGUUUAAAACUAGACUCUUUCCCUUUUCCUCUGCGUCUAUCUCUUUGACAAAGAGAGAUUAAUGCAAUUGAACUGGAAGUUACCUUAGGGUUCUUGGCCUGGUUGAACUUGCAAGCAAGCUGUUUGAUGAAUUGCCUGUAUCAGUGUUAGGAACGCUUCUAUUAUGGUCCCCUCGCUCCCCAUUCUUUCCUGCUAAUGUGUUCUUUCCUCCUACUCCCAGUUUAUAAUAGCCGGAGAAGUGCCACUGAAUUGAACUGGGAUUUCUACCUCAAGGUAAUUGCAGUGUGUUGGUAAACACAUGUUGAAAUACGAGCUUCGCAAAGUCCUCCGCGGGGAAGUUCUGUCAAGUUCAAGCAUAAAGCUUGGACCUUUCUCAAAUGCAGCCAUUGUGAUCCUCCAUACAGGACAUGUACUUCUUUUUCCUUCACCUGAUCAUCCGAUGAGUUGUGCCAAUUGCCAUUGAAAUCAGAAGUGAACUAACGGAUUUGGGUAGAUGGAUCAACUUUUAAAAAUGUGGAAGUAGCAACUGUUAGAUACUUUUCUUGUUCAUAUUCAGGAUAAUCUGGAACUUGGAUUGAUGAAUUUCUGAUUAGGGGGUGAGCUAUGAUUUACAAAUCCAUCAGGUUAUUGAUUUGUGAAGCUCAUCAAGCUCCAAUCAACCCCUUCUUUUGGUGAACCAAAUAAUGGAUUUGAACACAUCCAUCAACUCAUGAGCUCUGGGCACAAUCAAUCACUGGAUGGUAUGCAAAUGGACAAGUUUCUACCUCGACUUAUCAUUGAAAAUUUGUUUCAUAUCAUUACCCACAGGCACACAAUUGGGGUGGAGGAUUUUGUGGACGAUGAAACAGCAGGCCGUACACUUUCCAGAAGGGCAAAGUAUCAAAGAACCCGAACAAGAACAUAUCUUUCAGGCAGAAGACACAUGCAUUCAUCUCCAAGCGGUUCGUGUCAGCAUCGCUCACAGGGUAACGAGCGAGCAGGUUGCAGUGGCCGGGAUGAACUCCAAGGACAUCGAGGCCGUGCAGACGCGUACACUGCUGUUUACACUCCCAGGCAGGGAGAGGGAUAAGUUUGAAGGCAAGAUUAGAGCUGUGGUUCAGUCUCUCAUUGAUAAUGGGAUUGAUGUUAAAGUUCAUCUUGACUGAUCAAAGUAGCUUGGUUCUGAUCCACUGUUUUCUUGGUCUUCAUGACGAAUUUUCAACUAGGCUACUUCUGUCCUGUGGGCCGGUAUUGAAUUUUCAAACAGAACAGCACAGCAGUAUUGAAUCUUAUUUCUCUACACAGUGAAUGGCCCAAUCCAUCCUGCAGUAGAUUGCCUUUAUGUGGAAUCUACCAAAAGAAAGGGGAAAUGGGGCAAAGGUGUUAAAAGCUCUUGAAUUACACAUGUCAGAGAAAAGCAGAGACCUCUGCUGCAUUAAGGGUACACAGUUGCCACCACUGGUGAUAAAAGAAUCAUGGAGCUAGCUGCAAUACAAAAGGAUGGACCGCUUGCAAUCAAAAGUUGUCCACACCAAAGGAGGGCCAGUACGAGGGUAAUUGUGGUCAUUAGGACUCCCUGUCUGUGGAUAUGUUGUUGUGGUCAGCUAGCUUGGUGCUGCUAUUUCUAGAGGCAUUUAUGUGCUGCCCAGAAAUGGGUUCUUAAAGCUUCAUUUCUUGGCCGUGCUACUUUUCAAAUUGGGGAAAGAAGACAGGAGGUAAUGUAUAAGGUAUCUGUCUUUCUUCAUUUGUGAAUACAGAUGAAUUUGAAGCUCCUAAUGUGUCAAGGAAGCACAAUCUGGAAACCAAGUCAAAGUUUCAAACAGUUGUCCAUUUCUGAUCUAGUUACUUGAUAGAAUAAAGUUUUUACAAGUUAGCCUUGAGCAUUUAGUCAGAGACUUCUUGACCCAUGCACUGUUAUUUAAGCACUCACCUAGUUUUGUAUAAUAAGGGGGAAAUGUUAUAUUUGGUUUUUUGAAACAAUUAACAUGGUGCAAAGACAAAUUUACAAUCACUCUAUCGAUAAUAAAUUGUUAAGUAUACAUAUUAAUAUAUGCAGUUCGACUUGAUAAUGUCAAACCCACAAUCAAAAGCGACCGAGAACUUGUUGAGAAUGUCAUAUUCUUUCCAAUCUUGGUUAUGUGUGCAACACUUUUGCAGGGGUGAUUCCUUCUACUAUAAGCGAUUCAUUUCAUUUCUUUUAUGCCAACCAUGCCACUUUUCUUUUUGCCACACUUUCACCACCGAGGCAAGAUUGCCUGUACUGAAGGAAGAGUAAAGUGCAAACAAAAGAAAGCCCAAAAGCGGUCUAACCAAACCAAUAACUCUCUUUCAAGAUUCCUCCACCGUUGUAAAGCGAAAGGCUUUGGGUAGCCCAACAAGGAACCCUGCCAUUGCAACAAACCUGCAAUCCGACAAUCACAAAAGUGAUAUAAGAAAAGAACCCAUUUGCCAUUUUGCCCCCUAAUUUCAGCCCCACUUUGCCUUUUCUUUUAGGUCCAAAACCACAACAAACAAAAGAGCAUCCCAACCCCAACCCAAACCCUUCAAUUCCAAGCCCAAAAUACUGACCUAAUAUUCUGAAAGUUUCCCAACCCAAAUCCCCCUAUGCCCUCCAAUCCUCUUUGCUCUGCUCAGCUUCUUAGGCCAUUAUCAAACAAGUCCUCUCCUUUCCCAUUUCCGAUGUAGUCUCCAGUCUCCACCACCUCCAGAGCGUGCAACCCACUACCCACUAGAAACAACACACAAACUUCACCAAGUGGAGCCCACGCGCUUCAACCCAAGUCUUCCCAUCUCCAACUCCAAUCCCUCCUUCCUCCUUUCUGCAACUGCCAUUGUCGUCAAUCCAAAAAAUCAUCUCUUUCCCCUUCCCCCUAAUUCAGACACAGCAGCCACCCACUGAAUACAGAAAAAGUAAAAGCUAGGUCUCCCAACUUCAACCCGAAACAAGGAAAAAGAAAACCCUUCAACGAAAUACCAUUCAAGGGAAAGAAAACCCCCAAAUUAGAACAGUCAAAAUCCAUCACAAACCCACUCCCUGUAAUGGACCAAGAAGAAGAAACAGAGGCUCCAGCUCCAAUCCAACAGCAAAAUCAGCUGCCCGCAUCGUCCACCUACAGCCUCGUGCUCCGAAUCAUGAGCAAAAGGCGGACAUGGGUCUGCCUCUUCGUCAUCGUCUACUCCAUCCUCCUGUCCUCCUCGUGGAACCUCCUCCAAUCGAUCCUCUCCUGGUACCAGCAGCAGUCCCAGAUCGCGUCGUCGUCGGGCUGGCCGGCCAUCUACGCGUCGGUGCUGCUGGGGGCGGUGUUCGGCGUGAUGUCGAUGGCGGCGGCGCUGGCGGUGGCGGUGCCGGCGACGGUGGUGAUAUGGAUUACGGUGGUGGUGCUGCUGGCGUUCUUCGGGAAGCCGAGGAGGGUUUUGGUGGUGGAAGGGAGGAAGAUCACGAGGGAGAUUUUGGGGUUCGUGAUUAAGAUCUUGUUGAAGGAAGGGAACGCGGUGGCCGCUGUCUGCGCUGUUCUUGGAUACUUUGCUCUGGUCCGAAGGAAUGCUGACGUGGAUUGACCGGAUUGGUCUCUCUGGGUAGUGAGAACAAGAAAGGAGAUCGAGCCACCGAGGGUUUUCGCCCCUAUACAAUCUUCUUUUUGGUUUAUUGAGGGGCUUAAAGGGUAGUUGUAGAAAGUUUAGGGGUUGAAAUGGAAAGAAGUAUGUAACGUGUAAUAUUUUUGUACCGUUUUACUGAAUUCUACUCGUCUCUUUCUGAUCAGACUUGCGCGCUCGUUUUUUCCUCCAAAAUUCGGAUCCUGGGUGUUUUCGCGUAAAUAAGAUACGAAUUUACAU